Molecule: messenger RNA, 1942 nt
Organism: Macadamia integrifolia
Lineage: Eukaryota; Viridiplantae; Streptophyta; Magnoliopsida; Proteales; Proteaceae
Product: disease resistance protein RUN1-like
Exons: 4
Coding region: 282-1430 (382 amino acids)
Biological process (GO): defense response
Molecular function (GO): ADP binding
Source: RefSeq, a predicted model, not a curated record
GAGUGGAAUAUAUGAAGAGGCAUUUAAAGAACACGAAGAGCGUUUCAAGGAUCAUGAGAUGGGGAAGGUGAAGACGUGGAGGACUGCUCUCACAGAAGCUGCAGAAAUGGCAGGGUGGGAUCAAAGAAAUGUUGCAGAUGGGCAUCAGGCGGAGCUUAUAAAGAAAAUUGUUGGAGAAGUGUUAACAAUAGUGAACCAGACAUACUUGGAUGUUGCCGAAUAUCCAAUUGGGCUAAAUGCCCACAUUGAGCGCAUAGGCUGUUUCCUAAAAAAUGGAUUAGAUGUUGAUUUACGGCUCUGGUGGAAUAGGUAAGACCACUAUAGCGAAGGCCAUUUAUAACCACAUGUUUGAAAGAUUUGAAGGUAGUAGCUUUCUUGCUAAUGUUAGAGAGUUUUCAAGCCAACAUAAGGGUUUAGCUCUCUUACAAAAACAGCUUCUCUCUGAUGUCUUGAAGAAAAUAGACAUAGACAUAUACAAUGAAGACCAAGGAAUCAUUAUUAUUAAAGAACGUCUAUGCUGUAAAAGAGUUCUUGUUGUUCUUGAUGAUGUGGAGAAUACAGAGCUAUUCUGUAAAUUGGUUGGAAGGCAUGAUUGGUUUGGUCCAGGAAGUCGAAUCAUCUUAACGACUAGAGAUGAACAUUUGCUAAAUAGGCUUGAUGUGGAUGAAAAAUAUAAAGUCAAGACAAUGAAUCGUAAUGAAUCCCUUCAACUCUUCAGUUGCCAUGCCUUUCGACAAGAGCAUCCAUUACAAGACUAUGUGCAGCUCUCAAAUGAUGUAAUACAUUAUGCAGGGGGCCUUCCAUUAGCUCUUGUGAUUUUGGGUUCUCUAUACAAAAGAAGUCCAAUUGAGUGGGAAAGUGAAUUGAAGAAAUUGAGAAAGAUACCCAAUGAGCGGAUUUUGGAAAAACUUGAAAUAAGUUAUAAUGCAUUAGAUCAUUUCAACCGGACUAUAUUCCUUGAUAUAUCAUGCUUUUUCAUUGGAGAGGAUAAAAAUUUUGUGAGUACAAUUCUAGAUACUUGUGGUCUGGGCGGAGAAGCUGGAAUUAAACUUCUCACAAAGAGGUCUCUGGUAACAAUUGAUGAAUAUAGCAGUCUAUGCAUGCAUGACCUCAUUCGAGACAUGGGAAGGGAAAUUGUCUGCAAACAAUCUCCUCAGACGCCGGGAGGACGUAGUAGAUUAUGGGAUGAUGCCGAUGCCAUUGAUGCAUUGAUAAACCUCUCUGGAACUGAUGUAGUUGAAGGCCUUCAACUAAACUGGUAUGGAUAUCCUGAAGUGGAACAGUUUGGCCCACUGAACAUUGAAGGAUUUUCUAAAAUGCCUAAUAUGAGAUUACUCAAAGUUGAUGGUUGUGUCAAAUUCAAAAUGGAUGGAGCAGAUUCUCUUCUGGAGCAGUUUUAUUGUUUUAGAAAGUUAGUGUGGGUUAGUUGAAAAGGAUUCCCCUUCGAAUAUAUACCAAGUAAUUUUCUUCUGGGGAAUCUUGUCAUUCUUGACAUGCAAAAGAGCAAACUUAAAGAAGUUUGGAAGGGAACUAAGUAUCUCACAAGAUUGAAGGAACUCAAUCUUUGUCAUUCUCCCUACCUAGCCCGUAUGCCAGACUUCUCAGGACUCCCGAAUAUUGAGAGACUGAUUCUCAGUGGUUGUGAAAGUUUGGUUGAAGUUCAUGAAAGCAUUGAUCUUCUUAUGAAACUUGUAUACUUGGCAUUAGAGCAUUGCUAUUGACUUGAAUCACUCUCAAUGCUUCCAUCGAGUUUGCGUCAUCUUUAUGCAUCAUUUUGCAUAGAGUUGAGAAGGUUACCAAGUAUGUCAAACUUGAGGCACCUACUGAUGCUAGAUCUUUCAUACUAUGAAAAGCUGAAUGAAAUCAAGGGUUUAUAAGGUUUGAUGUCUGCAGCAGCUGUAAGAUUACAUGGGUGUGUCAAAUUGAAAAGUUUUGUCAAGAA